This is a messenger RNA of Psammomys obesus (fat sand rat), 1533 nucleotides long. Its product is annotated as mRNA decay activator protein ZFP36L3-like. Lineage: Eukaryota; Metazoa; Chordata; Mammalia; Rodentia; Muridae. Gene Ontology annotation, molecular function: mRNA binding; metal ion binding. The record is from RefSeq and is a predicted model, not a curated record. The coding region runs from base 1 to 1533 and encodes 510 amino acids. The transcript has 2 exons.
AUGUUCACACUUUUAUGGACCUUCUACAAUAGAGGCCUCCUAUAUAAGACGGAGACCUCUCUGGCCAACCACAACUUGAGCGUACAGCUCGACACUAACAGGACAUCUCCGUCCAACUUCGCGUCUGGCUUUGUCCCAUCACCGGUAUCCAGCAACCUCCAAAUGGGUGACUACCAGGAUCCUAGCGCCUCCAGGUCCACCGAGGGUGGCUGGUCCAGUUUCGCGAGAGAAGCGAACAGCUGCAGUAACGGCCAGUUGGGAGAGACCACCGCGGCCUCAGAUGGAGCUUCCCGGGACCCCUCAGGGGCCAAGGCGGUGCAGCAGUUACAACCGGAGAGUGGCGAGCUUAGCCUGCAGCAGCGGCCUCAGCAGCCUCAGCAACAAACUCAGCAACAGAAAGCGAGUAGCUCCAGCUCCCAGAGCAAUUCUGAUCGCUACAAGACGGAGUUGUGUCGGCCCUUUGAGGAAAGCGGCAUUUGCAGGUAUGGCCACAAGUGCCAGUUCGCUCAUGGCUCCAGCGAGCUGCGUACCCUGUCGAGGCACCCGAAGUACAAGACGGAGCCUUGCCGCACCUUCCAUAGUGUUGGCUUAUGUCCCUACGGCACUCGCUGCCACUUCAUCCACAACCAGCCCGAGCAGCAACCUGUGCCUUCAGAGAAUACCUCUGGUGAGCCGAGCUCCUUCAAUAGCUCCAAUGAGCUGCACUUGGGCUUUAACCCGGAGCCGCAUCCCAGGGUGCAGAGCACCAGCAAUUCGGGCUUCCCGUUGGGCCGCAGCCAUGCCCCCCAGACGCCUCUGCUGCUCACACACCAAGUGUUGAGCUCAGGCAGGAUGCUGCCCGCAUCAUAUCCUGUGGCCCCGCCAGCCCAGGUGGCCCCAGCAGCUCCGGCAGGUCCGGCAGCUCCGGCAGCCCCGGCAGUCCCGGCAGCCCCGGCAGCCCCGGUCCCGUCUGUUACCUGCCACAACAAUGCCGUCACUUUCGGGCAAGAGAUGGGUGGCUUCUUCGCUCCUGUGGCAAUGCAGAACCACAACUUCGCCAAUGCCACCGCCUAUUAUAACAGCCAGCAGCUGGGCCUGGCAGCUUCUGGGCAAUUCCCAAUGCCCCUUGCCACACCUCAGCCUGCAGCCACCAUCUUAGCUCAGGCUGGUGUUGGCCCCGCGGCUGCCGCUGCCUUUGUUCCAGGGACUGUCGCUGCCGCCCUAAUGGGUUCUGGCACUGCAGCCUCCACUACAGCUGGCCCUGGAGCAACCACCGCUGUCGGCAACUCCUUGGCCACCAUCAUCCGCACCACUGCAGAGGGUCCUGCCACUGCUGCGCAGAGUCCCGAACCUCACUUCAGCCUCCAACUGCCAGGAGCCCAGUCUGAGUCGCCAGAGUUCGAUGUAGUCACCAGCACCCUGGAUUCCCUGUUUGGCACCGACAACUUCGACGACUUUGUGAGCCGCUCCUCAAGUUCCAGCAGCCUCAAUAACUCUGGAACUCCCAGCCGUCGUCUGCCCAUCUUCAGCCGUCUUUCUGACUCCGACAAAUGA